Molecule: messenger RNA, 3188 nt
Organism: Erpetoichthys calabaricus (reedfish)
Lineage: Eukaryota; Metazoa; Chordata; Cladistia; Polypteriformes; Polypteridae
Product: zinc finger protein OZF-like
Exons: 1
Coding region: 221-1228 (335 amino acids)
Biological process (GO): regulation of transcription by RNA polymerase II
Molecular function (GO): RNA polymerase II cis-regulatory region sequence-specific DNA binding; DNA-binding transcription factor activity
Source: RefSeq, a predicted model, not a curated record
CACAGGAAAGAAAAAUCACUGCAGUGUGGAAUGUGGCAGAGAAUUCUCUAACAGGAGUGCUCUUCAGAAACACACGAGAGUUCACACUGGAGAGAAGACAUAUUGCUGUAAUGAAUGUGGUAAAGACUUUUCACAAAAAGGCAAUCUUCAGAACCACACGAGAGUUCACACCGGAGAGAAGCCAUAUUGCUGUAAUGAAUGUGGUAAACAGUUUUCACAAAUGAGCGGUCUUCAGAGACACACGAGAAUACACACUGGAGAGAAUCCAUAUUGCUGUAAUGAAUGUGGUAAACAGUUUUCGCAUAUUAGCAGUCUUCACAGACACACAAGAGUUCACACCGGAGAGAAGAGACAUUGCUGUAAUGAAUGUGGUAAACAGUUUUCACAAAAAUGCAAUCUUCAGAUACACACGAGAGUUCACACUGGAGAGAAGACAUAUUGCUGUAAUGAAUGUGGUAAACAGUUUUCACAUAAAGGGAAUCUUCAGAAACACACGAGAGUUCACACUGGAGAGAAGACAUAUUGCUGUAAUGAAUGUGGUAAACAGUUUUCACAUAUUAACAGUCUUCACAGACACACAAGAGUUCACACUGGAGAGAAGAGACAUUGCUGUAAUGAAUGUGGUAAACAGUUUUCACAAAAAUGCAAUCUUCAGAUACACACGAGAGUUCACACCGGAGAGAAGACAUAUUGCUGUAAUGAAUGUGGUAAACAGUUUUCACAUAUGCACAGUCUUCAUAAACACAGUAGAGUUCACACCGGAGAGAAGCCGUAUUGCUGUAAUGAAUGUGGUAAACAGUUUUCACAAAAAGGCAACCUACAGAUACACACGAGAGUUCACACUGGAGAGAAGCCAUAUUGCUGUAAUGAAUGUGGUAAACAGUUUUCACAAAAAUGCUAUCUACAGAUACACACGAGAGUUCACACUGGAGAGAAGCCAUAUUGCUGUAAUGAAUGUGGUAAACAGUUUUCACAUAUAAACAGUCUGAAGAACCACACAAGAGUUCACACUGGAGAGAAGCCAUAUUGUUGUAAUCAAUGUGGUAAACAGUUUUCACAAAAAGGCCAUCUUCAGAAACACAUGAGAGUUCACACUGGAGAGAAGCCGUAUUACUGUAAUGAAUGUGGUAAACAGUUUUCACUGAUAGUCUUCAGAGACACACAAGAGUUCACACUGGAGAGAAGCAAUAUUGCUGUAAUGAAUGAGGUAAACAGUUUUCACAAAUAGGCCAUCUUCAGAUACACACGAGAGUUCAUACUGCAGAGGAGCCAUAUUGCUGUAAUGAAUGUGGCAAACAGUUUUCACAGAUAGUCAGUCUACAGAGACACACGAGAGUUCACAACAGAAUAAAAACAGUAGCAGUUCAAAAAUCAGUCCAGAAAAACAAGAACCCUUCAGGACUCAAGAGUGAGGUUCAGUCCUGUCCUGAAAAGUAAGCAAACUAAACUAUUGUCAACAAAUUAAUCUCAAAGAGAAGCCACAUUGCUGUUUGGAAUGUGGCAAACAAAUCUGUCAGCGCAGUACACUUCAGAGACGCACCAGAAUUCCCACAGGAGAGAAGUACAACUGAACUGUCCUGACUAAAGAGUGAGGUUCACUCCUGCUUGGACAGUAAGCACAUGUAACUGACUCAAAUCCAUCCUACUUAGUGUUGUGUCAAAAACAAAUCAACAUGGAGGAGAAAUAGAAGUUUAUAUCCUUUUUCCUUUUCCAGAAACAAAAUAAAGAACAGGGCGUCAUACAAACGGCUUCUCACCAAAGCCCCUACAGCCUCCACCAUGUGCCUAACUCUGUUUUCAUAACAUACGUAUUACAUAUAGAACUGUUUACAAUAUAUCAUACACAUUUCAUCAGAAAAAAAAAAAACACUUUACAAUAUACAUCACCUCACACAAUAAAUAAUAGUUCAGCUUUAUAAUAUUUUAUAUUUUGCUAUUUUAAUAUAACAAAAAAUAAAAAAAAACUUACUUUGACAAAAACAACAAAAAAAAGAAGAGUUUCAUAAAACAGCUUCUUGCCAAUGCUUAUUAAAUAAUAAAUCAAUUACUAAUUAUAAACACAAACUAUUAAUACAAAAUCAAUAAAAUUAAAAUCCAAAAUAUACACACAUGAUCAUGCUGUACACCACGCCAAAUUAUGUUUUAACACUGUGGCAGCGCACUAAAAGAAGAAAUGCUUUUUUCAAUUUUAUUUUGUUUUUGUUUGUUUGCUUUUGGUAAUAAAACAUACAAAACUGUAUAUAAGAACUCGGGGGGGGGGGGGGGGGGCACAUAACUUAUUUAACACUUGAGAAUUACCAAAUAAUAUACAUGUCAAAUAAAUAGAAUAAAAUUAGAAAAGGCUUGGAGAGAGCAGACUUACCUGCACAGCAUCCACCAUCGCCUGAGGGUGCCUGCAAUCUGUGGGGAGUCGCAUUAAUUAGCAUCCGUACUCCAAAUAUGACACUAAGUUUACACAAACAAUUGCUUUUGGGAAAAUUCAUAACUGAAAGAUACAAAAAAAUUUAAAAGAGAAUACACUUUGCUCCACAUAUUGCAGUACUGGAUUUGGCCAACAAUUCUCACAAAUCGGAAUCUUCUGGGCUACCAAAGAAUUCAGACUGGGUGCCACCUCCAGAAGUGGACUUAGUUGGAGAAGAUCUACACCGGGGGCUAUCAACCCUUUGUCAUGGCAUACCACCCCAAAUAUAUAAAUAUUCUGAAAUACCUGCAUUUUAUUUUGGUGUUAAAUUGUUAAUUACUGAACUGUUAUGUUAAACUAAAGGUAGAAUUUCUUUUUUCACCCAGAUAAUGUUCUUUCCGAGAGCUUUUCUAAGGUACUAGUAAUGUUCGCCUGUCAAAGACUUGUGUUAGAAUGAAUUUCAAAAGGAUUUGAUAUGUUAGGACUGAUAGGCACUGGCAGUGUGUCACCAUGAGGAGGUCACUUCAGCUGUCUGUGCUAAUACUGGAAAAGCAAAAGAAAUGCCAGCAAUUGUGUCUCAAAUGUUGUAAGUCUCCUCAGCGUCAGUAAAUAUUAUUUUUAUUAUUAUUAUUAUUGUCAAAAAGUUUAGUAAAGUCACGCCUUUGGACCAGAAGAGGUUUCCUGUUCCUGAGAAACUUUGCAUUCCACUAUCUUGGUUUACCUACAGUGUGCUUACUUUAUUGUUGUAUAUUAUUUGUUACUUUGAAUAAAUUACAAUCACCUGUCU